This is a messenger RNA of Arabis nemorensis, 1089 nucleotides long. Lineage: Eukaryota; Viridiplantae; Streptophyta; Magnoliopsida; Brassicales; Brassicaceae. The record is from the annotation of a GenBank genome assembly.
AUGUCUUAUGAUGAUAUGCUUGCUGCUGCGAAGAAAGCUGUGUCUCUCGCUGCUCGUCUCAGUAACGAAGUGAGAAAAUCUCUGUUGGUAUCUGAUGUCUGGAAUAAAUCAGAUGAGAGUCCUGUUACUGUGGCUGAUUAUGGUUCGCAGGCGGUGGUUAGUCUUGUAUUGGAAAGGGAACUCAAGAACGAGCCUGUGUCAUUAGUGGCUGAAGAGGAUUCUGGUGAGCUGAGGAAAGUUGCUGCUGAGACUGUUUUAGCGCGUAUUACAGAUCUUGUGAAAGAUACUCUUGAUUCUGAUGAAUCAUAUGCUGAUUCUCCUUUGUCUUCGGAUGAUGUCCUCAACGCCAUAGACCGUGGCAAAUCAGAAGGUGGUCCUAAAGGUCGUCAUUGGAUCUUGGAUCCUAUUGGUGGCACUAGAGGAUUUAUAAGAGGAGAACAAUAUGCAAUAGGAUUAGCAUUGCUGGUGGAAGGCAAAGUAGUACUUGGUGUAAUGGCUUGUCCUAAGCUUCCUUUGGCAUCCACUGCUGAUAGUAACAUACUGAAGUCUUCACCUGAAAAAAUGGGUUGCCUUUUCUACGGCGCGGUUGGCACUGGAACUUAUGUUCAGUCACUCAGUGUUGGCUCUAUUCCUGAGAAGGUGGAGGUAAGCAGCAUUGAUGAUCCAGCGAAAGCGAGUUUCUUUGAGUCAUACCACACACCUGUCCCUAUCCAUAACACCAUUGCUAAGAAACUUGGGAUAAUGGAUUCUCCAAUCAAGAUCAACAGUCAGACAAAGUAUGCAGCUUUAUCUAGAGGGGAUGGAGAAGUGUACUUGAGGUUUACCCGCAAAGCAAGACCUGAAUCAAUAUGGAACCACGCCGCUGGCUCAAUCAUCGUUUCAGAAGCGGGAGGAAAAGUGACCGAUGCAGCGGGGGAGCCAUUGGACUUUUCCAAAGGGAAGUAUCUUGAUUACAAGAGAGGAAUUGUCGUAACGACGCAAAAACUGUUGCCAAGGCUAUUGAAAGCAUGGAGGGAUAAUGAAAAUCUCGACGUAGGUGUUGAUUGCUACUGGGCUAAUUUUAACUCGACAAUAGCAAAAGACAAAUAA